Molecule: messenger RNA, 312 nt
Organism: Pseudovirgaria hyperparasitica
Lineage: Eukaryota; Fungi; Ascomycota; Dothideomycetes; Acrospermales; Acrospermaceae
Exons: 2
Coding region: 1-312 (103 amino acids)
Source: RefSeq, a predicted model, not a curated record
AUGGAAGCCGGGUGGGGGAGCAGCCAGCCAAGCCAGCCAGCCAGCCAGUCAGCCUGUCAGCCAGCAAAUCCGCCAGAAAACCCGCCGCGAAAUAGGCAGCACGCCAGCGACAAGCCAGCGACAAGCCAGCGAGCAAAUAGCAAGCAGCAGCCUCCCCCAACGCCCCCACCCGCUGUAGUUUUGACACCUGCGCCGUCCAAUUACGCGCAUGCGCCCAAUCAGCACUUUCGGCCCAGCAGCGUGACCGUCGCACGCCCAGAACAAACACGCCCUGCGCUCGUUGGCUGUCAAUUCACGGUUAUCAUCCAUUAG